Molecule: messenger RNA, 372 nt
Organism: Linum tenue
Lineage: Eukaryota; Viridiplantae; Streptophyta; Magnoliopsida; Malpighiales; Linaceae
Source: the annotation of a GenBank genome assembly
CAGUACGCCAGAGCACAGAGAAUGAGACUCUUCAGGAAACAGGAAAAACCAAGAGGGCUAAGGCAUCUCUUCAGGAAAGAGGAAAAAACAAGAUGGAUAAUGCGUUUCUUCAAGAAAGAGGAAAACCCAAGAGGGCCAGUGCAUUUCUUCAAGAAAAAGGAAGAAACAAGGCGCUCCCGAUGGCCAAGGUCGGUCAUGCUGCCAGACGUGUUCUGCUGCGGGUUUGCAGACAGACAAGCUAUAGCUAUCGAAAAGAUCAAGCUUCUUAAGGAGCGCCGGUGCGCCGCCGCAGCCGCCGGCGACGCGGCACGAGUCGCUAGCCUGGAUGUGAACAUUACGGCCGCGCUGGAGAUAUCUGCUACCCUGCUAGGA